UUUUGCGUAGAACAAUAAGUGUAACAAGGAUCGAACGAUGUAAACACCGCCUUAUGCUUUAGCCUAGAGGUGAAGUUGGAAAAUUGAGAUUAAUAAAUACAAAUAGUCAAUAACUAAUUAAAUAAUUAUAUUUAUUUUUAAAUUAAAAUUAUGAAGCAUUCACUUGUUGUUGAUGAAAUGUUUCCGGAUGGUCCUGGACCAUUCAUGGAUCUUGAAAUGCCUGGAGGAUCCAAUAGAUUAUUCGUUGACGUCAGUUUUGAUGAUAAGGCCGUUCAUGCUGAUUUUUUUAAUGAUUUUUACGAUCUUUACGAUGAUGAUGAUUUAGAAUAAGAUUGUGUAUUACACCAAAGAACUGAUGGAUGUGAAAUACUGACAGCUUUCUCAUCUUCACCGUAAAUGGAAUAACUGAUUUGCAAAAAAAAAAAUUUAUACAAAUAAUGUAUUGUUCAAUUAAUCUAUUUUUAACGCAGUCAAUUCCAUAAAAAAACUAUGUAUAAAAAAUACUCUUCAAAAAAAAAAAAUUUUUUAAAUUCA
Molecule: messenger RNA, 534 nt
Organism: Leptopilina boulardi
Lineage: Eukaryota; Metazoa; Arthropoda; Insecta; Hymenoptera; Figitidae
Product: COP9 signalosome complex subunit 9
Exons: 3
Coding region: 151-330 (59 amino acids)
Biological process (GO): negative regulation of protein neddylation
Source: RefSeq, a predicted model, not a curated record